Molecule: messenger RNA, 12401 nt
Organism: Procambarus clarkii (red swamp crayfish)
Lineage: Eukaryota; Metazoa; Arthropoda; Malacostraca; Decapoda; Cambaridae
Biological process (GO): regulation of telomere maintenance
Cellular component (GO): nucleus
Source: RefSeq, a predicted model, not a curated record
UAUAGAUUCCCCGUAUGUUUAGGCUCUCGCCGGCCAUCAUGGUGGCAUUCCUCGAGCUUUAUCCUCAAUAGUAGAGGCCGAGACGGACAUAUUCGCGGAAGAUGUGGGCGAACCAGGCGUGGGCAUCUGGGACGGUGCCGGGGACGCCCGCGAGCCAGGAGUCGAUGAGUGUUCUAGAACAACAAGCACAGCAGUACUCUGCAGCGUACCAUCAGCAGCAUGAGCAGCAGUGGCAGCAACAGACUACUACUACUACUACUACUGCUGCCGCUGCUGCUGCAAACCCCUGGGUAUGGGGCCAGACAGGGGUUUAUGGCAUGUAUGGCAUGUAUGGCACUACAUCCGGGGUGAUGCCAAUGAUGUCUGUACCUCCCCCGGCAGUUUCUAAUAUGCACCAGGAUACUAGUGUUCCCCCACCAGCCAUGGGUUCCCAAAAUGGUGCCAAUUCUAGUGCUGGUGGAGCUUCUACCGGUACCCAAUCCUCCAGUGCAGCAAAUGCUAGUAAUUCUACACAGAGCGGGGCCUCCACUGGUGCAGCUCCUCCAGAUUCUUCCUCUCCUAAAGCCCCUCUUCCACCAGAUGAUCCUCCACCACCACCACCACCUGAGGAAGAGGAAGAGAAGAAGACAGAGAAGUCUCAGGGUGGUGGCUCAAGUAAAGGAGGGGACGGUUUACUAGGGGCACAUCCUAAUGCUGGCAAAGAUACUGGGGAUGCCAAAGGGAAAACGCAGGAUUCGACUCAAGAUAAGUCGGCAGUUGGACAGACACCUGGGUCCAUGGGCGAUUCUCCUGGACUGAAAGGACUAUCACAAGGGUUGAUGGGACAAGCAGCAGAGAGAGGUGGCAUAGGAGGAGGAGGAGGAGGAUGGGGUAACCAUGGGGCACAGAAUCGACCAAAUUAUGAUUCAGCUCAGCAAAUGUCCCGUGAAGGAGAAUGGGGAAACUCCUGGGGCAAGGGUCCCAAUCAACAUGGAGGCAGUCAAGGUUCCUCAAACUGGAACCCUGGAGGUGGACAAGGUAGAAAUGAAAGUAAUCAACCUUGGGGAAGUUAUGCGGAUCGUGGUAAUCGGACAGAUUCGUCGUGGGACAGUUACAAUCGGGGACAGAAUGCUCAAGACAGGGGAGGAAGUCACCUUGGCUCGGAUCAUGGACGCGGAAAUUCAUUCGGACAGCAAAACAGGAACUUUGGUGCCGAAUCCAAGUUUGAUGAAAAGAGUGAUGAGGACCUGAAGGAGUUUGACAGGCAGUUUGUCAAUUGGGAGAAACAAUUUAAACAAUGGCAAGAUGAGAACAAAAGUCAUCCAGACAAAAAUGCUCUCAGGAAGUAUGAAGAGGAUUGGUCUAGAUGGCGAAGUGAACUAUUGGCAAAAAGAGAUGAUAUUCGUAAAACAAAAUUAGAACAAUUUGUACAAGAGCAGCAGCUGGGGCAGACUCAAAAUAAAAUUGGUAUUGAUGCUCCUGGUCCUGGUGGUAGCAUUACUGGUCCAGCUUCCACUGCCACAGGUACAGCCUCUGCAAUCCCGGCAGCUGGUCUGCCUCCUGGCCUCGACCCAAAGAAACCCAUGGAAUUGAAUGACUGGAAAGAUUUGAGUGAUAAAGAGCAAGGGGAAUGGCAGAGGAAGGGUCAUGGUGACCAAGACAGAAACUGGCAAGGCAGUGCUUGGCAGUGGGCUCAAGAUAGAGAACGAGGAGGUGGUGUCAAUCGAUCAGAUAGUGGCCAUGGUAUUGGAAACCUUGAAAAUACGUUGAAUCAACCAAGGGGACAAGACCGAGGUGGAUUUGGACGUGAUGUAGGUCGUGGUGGAUUUGGCUUGGAUUCAGGUCGAGGUGGGUUUACCCAAGAUCAAGGCCGAGGAGGAUUUGGGCAAGAACCAGGACGGGGAGGAUUUGGACAAGAACAAGGGCAAGGAAGAUUUGACCAAGGGCGAGGAGGAUUUGAUCAAGGUCGAGGAGGUUUUGAUCAGGGCCGAGGAGGUUUUGAUCAGGGCCGAGGUGGUUUUGAUCAGGGCCGAGGAGGAUUUGAUCAAGGGCGAGGAGGUUUUGAUCAAGGGCGAGGAGGUUUUGAUCAAGGGCGAGGAGGUUUUGAUCAGGGCCGAGGAGGAUUUGAUCAAGGGCGAGGAGGACUAGAUCAAGGACGAGGUGGAUUAGAUCAAGGACGAGGAGGAUUUGAUAAAGGACGAGGAGGAUUUGAUCAAGGACGAGGUGGAUUUGAUCAGGGCCGAGGAGGGUUUGAUAAAGGACGAGGAGGGUUUGAUCAAGGCCGAGGAGGAGGAUUUGGACAAGACCAAGGAGGAUUUGGGCAAGAACUAGGACGAGGAGGACUUGGACCAGAGCAGGGAAAAAGUGGACUUGAACAAGAACGAGGAGGACUUGAACAAGGGCGAGCAGGAUUAGGCCUAGAUCAAGGACGUGGCGGACUUGGUCAAGAUCUAGGAAGAGGAGGACUUGGUCAAGAUCUAGGAAGAGGAGGACUUGGUCAAGACCUAGGAAGAGGAGGACUUGGUCAAGACCUAGGAAGAGGAGGACUGGGUCAAGACCUAGGAAGAGGAGGACUGGGUCAAGACCUAGGUAGAGGUGGACUUGGUCAAGACCUAGGAAGAGGUGGACUUGGUCAAGACCUAGGAAGAGGAGGACUUGGUCAAGACCUAGGAAGGGGAGGACUUGGUCAAGACCUAGGAAGGGGAGGACUUGGUCAAGAUCUAGGAAGAGGACUUGGUCAAGAUCUAGGAAGAGGACUUGGUCAAGAUCUAGGAAGAGGACUUGGUCAAGAUCUAGGAAGAGGACUUGGUCAAGAUCUAGGAAGAGGACUUGGUCAAGAUCUAGGAAGAGGAGGACUUGGUCAAGACCUAGGAAGGGGAGGACUUGGUCAAGAUCUAGGAAGAGGAGGACUUGGUCAAGAUCUAGGAAGAGGAGGACUUGGUCAAGAUCUAGGAAGAGGACUUGGUCAAGACCUAGGAAGAGGAGGACUUGGUCAAGAUCUAGGAAGAGGACUUGGUCAAGACCUAGGAAGAGGAGGACUUGGUCAAGAUCUAGGAAGAGGAGGACUUGGUCAAGAUUUAGGAAGAGGAGGAUUUGGUCAGGAUCAAGGUCGAGGGAGAUUUGGACAGGAACAAGGUCGAGGAGGAUUUGAUCAGUCACAGGGCAUUGGAGGAUUUGGUCAAGAAAGAGGUUUUGGCAGUGCAAGCCAUGGACUUGGUCGAGGUGGUUUGAACCAGGGCCUGGAGCGUGGUGGUUUUAAUCAAGGCCUUGGGCGAGGUGCUUUUAACCAAGAUGACAGAGGUGGUUUAAUCCAGGAGAGGGGGCGUUUUAGUGAAGGACUGGGUCUAGCUGGUUUCAACCAAGAACGGGGUGGUUUUAACCCAGGAGAGGAUCGUGGUGGCCUCGGACAAGGACGUUUUGGACUUGACCGAGGGGGAUUUAACCAAGGUGACCUUGGACGUGGUGGAUUAAACCAAGACCAGGGAGGUUUUGGUCAAGGACUGGGCCGUGGCAGAUUAAAUCAAGAUCGAGGUGGUUUCAGUCAAGAAGGCCAAGGUGGUUUUAAACAUGGACUGGGUGCUGGUGGAUCAAGUCAGGAACGGGGAGGCUUUACCCAAGGUUUAGGCCGUGGUGGUUUCAACCAAGGACAGGACCGUGGGGAGUUUGGCUUUGGUCGAGAGACUCGUGACUUGGAUUUUGGACUGAAUCGGGAAACAUUUGGCAAGGGUCUUGGUCGAGGAGGAUCUCUACUAGGAGAAUAUGAUGUCAAAAAUGAUAAAGGAGGAUUUAAUCAAGGAAACAGAGGAAGGGGAUUCGAAUCCGAGCGAGGGCACAAUGAACUCGGUCUGAGAGGAGGAGGUAGAGGAGGAUUUGACCAAGCAAGAGGGGGUAUAUCUCGAGAGCUUGAUCAGCUAGGGCAUGGUCGCGGAAGAUUUGACUCUCCAGAUAAAGGAAGUGCCCCAGGACAUGGUCGAAGCUUUAGCACACUCAGGCAAGGCCCAGAGGGAAUUGAUAGUGGUAAACCAUUUCAAGAAGGAUUAGAUAAAGGCAAAAAAGGUUCAGUUGAUCAAGAUGAUCGUUUACAGGGAGGACUUGACAAAGAUGAUAGAAACACAGGAAUUGGUGGUGGAAAUUUAAUUGAUAAGGAGAUUAGAGGAUUGUUGGAUAAAAAAAAACCUGAAAGAGGUGGCUUUGCUAAUAGGGGUCGAGGGCGAGGUGCUUUUGAUAAUCAGGGACCUGAUCAAGAAAGAUUUGGUGAAAGUGCAAUGGAAGUGGAAAAAGGAGUUCAAGAUCAAGAUGAUAGGGUUCCUGGAGGAUUUGACCAAGUUGAAUGGGGUCGGGGAUCUGGUGACUCCAAUAAGCGUGGCACUAGAGGACUUGAACCAAGCAGGUGGGGUCGAGGAAACUUUGACUCGAGUGGAAGUGGAAGAGGCACAAGUAGAUGGGGUCAAGAACUUGUUGAUGCAGGUAGACAAGCUCAGGGAAGUUUUGAUCGAAGUGGGCGAGGCCGAGAACCCUUUGGCCAAAAUGAACAAGAUCGAGGUAACUUGAGUGAAUUUGGUAAAAGUGGUAUUGACAGUGGUCGAGGUGGAAUAAAUCAGGCUGGAAGAGGCCGAGGUGGCAAUGAUCGAGGUGGUAGAGGUAGAGGUGAAAGUGAAAUUGGCAGAGGACGGGGUGGGACUGAUCGGAGUGGCAGGGGUCGAGGUGCAAACGAAGAUGUCGGCAGAGGGCGAGGUGGCAAUGAGCAGUCUGGCAGAGGUCGUGGUGGAAAUGAAGAAGCUAAUAGAAGCCGAAGUGGAAAUGAAGAUUCUAAUAGAAGCCGAAGUGGAAAUGAAGAACCUGGUAAAGAUCGUGGUGGGAGUUAUCAGUCUGGCAGAGAACGAGGUGGGAAUGAUAAAGAUGGCAGAGAUAGAGGUAGGAAUGAUAAAGAUGGCAGAGGUCGUGGUGGGAAUGAUCAAGCUGGAAGAGGUCGAGGAGGAAAUGAUCAAGCUGGAAGAGGUCGAGGGGGACAUGAUCAAGCUGGAAGAGGUCGAGGGGGAAAUGAUCAGGCUGGCAGAGGUCGAGGUGGACGUGAUGAUUUCAGUGACAGAAGAUCAAGAGACUGGCGUGAAGGUGACAAUAAAGAAUUUGAUUCACAAAAGGACAACAGUGAUUGGAGAGGAAACAGUGACAGGCAUUUCAACAAAGAUGAUUCAAGGAGUGGAGGACGAGGCCGUGCUGGUGAGAGGGGUCGUGGGGGCUUUGAUCGUGGUAGGAGUCGAGGUCGAGGUGGUGGACGGGGCAAUGAGUUUUGGGAUAAUCGUGGAGAGAUGGAUCACAACAGAACUGAUGGGCCACCAGGCUGGAAUAGAGAUAACAGACGGGAACAAGAGCAGCGAAAUCUUGAUUUGGGCGUCGGAAGAUCUGCAGAGAUUCCUGGUCUGGACCUGGCUGGUGAACCACCCAAGAAGGAGAAGGGAAAGGAAAAGAGUGGUGAACAAAAGAAGGAUUCCACUUCGAAGACUGUGUUCCAUGACCAGGAGGAUGAGAAAAUAGAUGUAAAGCUUGGAGCUGAGCCACUGAAAAUUGGACCAAUUGGUGUACCCCCACAAAAGGCAGAAAAAUUCACGCUUCCAGGAGACUGGUAUGACGAUGAGGAAGACAAUGAGCGGAAAGAGGUUGAAGGUGAAAAGGAAGAGAGCAAAACUGAAGAAACAAAACCAGCAGAUAGCUCUCAACAGAAGGAUAAGCCUGGUGUUAAAGAAACUGCAAAGCCAGUUUUUGGAGGGCAGCCACAGCAAGAUAUUGGAGGUCCUCAGAGGCCAGGGCUUGAAAAUCCACAAAGGCCCGAUAUUGGAGGCCCACCAAGGCAGGAUAUUGGAGGUCCACCAAGACAGGAUAUUGGAGGUCCACCAAGACAGGAUAUUGGAGGUCCACCAAGGCAAGAUUUUGGAGGUCCACAAAGACAAGAUUUUGGGGGUCCACAAAGACAAGAUUUUGGGGGUCCACAAAGGCAAGAUUUAGGAGGCCCACGGCAAGAUUUGCGAGGUCCACGGCAAGAUUUGGGAGGGCCACAAAGGCAAGGUUUGGGAGGCGCUCAAAGGCCAGGUUUGGGAGGCACUCAAAGGCAAGGUUUUGACAGUCCAUCAAGGCACAGUUUUGGUGGAGCAGUGAAGUCACAAUUUGAUGGUCUACCUAGGCAAGACUUUGGUGAUCCAGCAAGACCAGAUUUUGACAGUGCAUCAAGGCGAGGUUUAGGGGAUGCUGAUAGAGCAGAUUUUGGAGGCACAACAAGGAGGACUUUUGAUGAUCCCAAAAGACCUGAGUUUUGGGAAAUAGACAGAGGAGACUUUGGGGCCUCAGGGAGAGAUCAACACAGUGGAUCAAGGUGGCAGGACACAAGAGACAGACAGCCACUGUCACAAGAUAGAGAAGCAUGGGAUGGAGACAGGGGACGCUCUUCUUCAGUGUAUGGCUUCUCCGAAUGUUUUUCAGAAGAAAUGCAAAGGUUUGAGGAUAAUCGCAGACGCGAAAGAUUUGGGUUGGAAUCUCGUUUCACCGAUGACCGCAGAAGUGAUUUCUGGGAUGAUCGCCGAGAUGAUUCUCGGUAUCCUGGAAGACGUCCAGAGGAUCGAUUUGAUGAUGAUGCAUACAUCCGACAACGUUGGGAUUACUAUGAAUCAAGAAGGGGUGAUGAAUCGUACAGAUGGGAUGAUCGCUAUUAUGAUGGCUAUGAUAGAACAUCAAGGGAUCGCUUUGAUAAAAGCACCUUUGGCAGGGAUCCAUAUGAUAGAGACCCCUACUUACAAGACCCUUAUGACUCAAGAAAUGCAUAUGACAGGCGUGAUAGAGAAUAUGGCACGGAUACUCGUGAUCGUGAGCGCCUUGACAGAGAUAGAAGGGACCCAUAUAACCGAGGACCUGAAGAUCCCCUCAGACGUGAACCAUUUGACCAUAAAUUGCCAACAGCUGAUCAACCAGCCAUUGUUGACUAUGGCCAUGGUGGAGGUGGUGCAGGUAUGAAGCAGCCGUUGCCGAAUACGGGUGGGCCGUUGAGCUCUGGAAUGGAUUGGCAAAUGCAGGAACCAGACAGCCGUGACCAGCCAAGUAGAGAUCGUAAUAUUAGAGGUGGCCGUGACGACAAUCGUGCAAGUGGCCGUGACGACAAUCGUGCAAGUGGUCGUGACGACAAUCGUGCUAGUGGCCGUGACGACAAUCGUGCAAGUGGCCGUGAUGACAACCGUGGAAUUGGUCGAGACGACAAUCGUGGACCACCAUCUGGAUUUGAAAACAGGUCAAGCUGGGCUUCAAGACAUGCUGGAAAUGAAGAACGAGACCGAUCACCUUUGCGAUCAGCAGCAGCUUCUAGAUUGGGAAUGGUGUCAGGCCCUUCCAAUGGAACACCUGAACCUCCACCACAAGCAGUACCUGCAGAGCCAGAGGUACCUGGAGAGGUUGUCACCAUUGAUGACCUUGUGUCUACACCUGGACGUUUUAUGCGCCCUCCAAAAAUUGCAAUUAUCCUACGUGGGCCUCCUGGUUCUGGCAAGACUACCAUGGCAAAGAUGAUUAAGGAUCGAGAAGUGGAGAAUGGAGGAAGCCCACCACGCAUUCUCAGCCUUGAUGAUUAUUUCAUGGUUGAGACCGAGAAGAUGACCCUCGACUCUGAUACUGGGAGGAGAGUCAAGACUAAGAUUAUGGAGUACGAGUAUGAAGCUGAACUGGAAGACAGUUAUCGUGCAUCUCUUGUGAAGUCAUUCAAGAAGCAGGUUGAUGAUGGCUUCUUCCCAUUCAUCAUUGUGGAUUGUGUCAAUAACAAAGUGAAUCAUUUUACCGAGAUGGUCACCUAUGCUAAAAAGCAAAGUUUUGAGGUGUAUAUUGGAGAGUUAGAAGUAGAUGAAAGUGUGUGUCUUCACCGUAAUACUCACAACCACCCCAAGGAGCACAUAGAGCGCAUUGUGAAAGCUUGGGAGCGUACGCCCACCAGCUAUACCAGAGUGGACCUGACACCACUGGCCCAGGAUGCUGCUAUUGAUGAGGUGGAGAUGGAAGAUAUGAUGGAUACAACACCAGCAAAUGAAAACAAGAAAGUUGAGGGAGAGGAAGCAGUAGAGGAGGAGAGGGAGACCUUCCUCAAGGUUUAUAAUGAAUUUAUUCGGAGCAAAUGGGAUACCGUGGAAAGCCAAGAGGACAGACUGGAUCAGCUCGAUGGUGUGAAAGCGGCGAAGAAAAAAAUAGGCAGUGGUAAACCCAAGUCAAUUGAAGACUGGCUGCAGUUGUCUGAUGACUAUGACACCAAGGUAGCUCAACCGGGCAAGAAACGGGUACGAUGGGCUGAUGUUGAAGAAGGCAAGAAACAGUCAGCUGCCCGAGAGAGAGGGUUUGUGUUGGGGCAGACUGAUUGGACUCGCAUGACGGAUUUAUCCUUUGGUAGCAGCGCCUUGGUUCAAAUACGCUACAUUGAGGGACGUGAGAAUAAGUGAACGUCUUAAGUGUCAUUUUAUUAUUAAGUGAAUAGAAGUAUUUUAGCCAAUUUAGUACACACUAUAAUAAGUUUGUGGGAAUAUUUCUCAUAUCUCGGUGGACAUUGACAUAAACUUAAGAGGACUUGUGCACGAGAAAGAAACGGUGGGGUGAAGACUCCAUUUGUUCCUAGUUUUAUCGUGGUUUAAUGUUAUGGUAAAUGCAUCAAGCAGAUGUGCAAUUUGUAUGGUAUCAAUUGACUAUACAACAUUUAAUACAAAAAAGUCUAGGAGUUUCAGAAUUUCGUAGUUAUUAGUUGCAAAUUCGUGCUCGAGUUUCAUGAUCUUUCUUUACAGUUUUGUAUAAAUACACACUUUCAGGUUAAUUUUAAUUUUUUAUUUGUCUAUCAACUUAUAUGAUUUGAUGUUUUAUUGUUUCUAUAUAAUAAAGUCUCCUGUUUCAACCCUGAGCAUUUAUUACAUUAACACUAGAGGUAGAGGAGUGUAUCGGAAGUUAGUGAUGCAGCAUCUGAGCUCUGUGCUUUAAGAUGCUAAUGUGUAUUGUGGUACGUGUGCAGGUCACUGUGAUCAACACUGUGAUCAGUAAAAGGACAAGUUAUAUUAGGUUCAUGGAUGAGGGAAUUCAGACCAGAUUUUUUACUCAUAGAAUAACACUCCACAUCAUAAAGUAGCUAAUUGGCAGACAAUUUCUGACACCAGCUUUUAUAUGAAUCAAGCUUAUAUAUUUUGGACUUUCUUGAUCUCAUCAAAUUUAUGCUAAAAAGAAAAACCAAGAGCUGAUGAAGGUGACUUCUUUAGAGCAGAAUCUGGUAUUUCAACUGCAUAAUGCAGUAUUGUACUGUAGCAAGAUUCAUGCUCACUAAACCCUCAGUUGACUGGUGAUGAGUAUUGUUAAUAUUGAGCACCUUGGUUGUAGAGGUCUUGUAAAUUGUUACAUUAUUUAAGUGUCUUUACUGAUGUUUGUGAGAUAGUGGUAAGAGAGAGUGAUUUGUAGUUGAUCAUGCCAGUGGUCAACUACAGUGACCCGUAAAGUAAUAAAUAUAUUAGUAACAUUAUUUUUAUUCAGUGUGUACUCUUACUCCUCCUUUGACAAAACCUUAAUUGAUUUCUUUCUAACUGGUUUAGUGUCUCAAGUCUCCACUUUGUUGGUGUGCUGUUCUGUACCGUGCAAUAUUCUGAUACAUUGUCAGGUUCACUAUUUUUUUCUUCUCAAGGUGUAUUUUUUUUAUAGUAUUUCAAGUUUGAAGGUUUCUUCAGUUUUCCUGCUUCAUUGGUUUGCUAAUAUCGCACUAACACUCUAAUUGGGCAGCGUAUUCUAGAUACUUUUAUUUUUAAUAUUUUCUCUACUGAAUCUUAUUUACUAAUUCUAUGAGAACCUCAAGUUCAUUGAUAUAUAUCUGGCUGCUUGGUCUCUCUUUAAUACUUUCAAGUUCUAGUGACACUAAAAUACAUCAUCAGAUUGCUACUCAUAUACAGUACAUUCCAAUAUUCAUUGCUGUCACACAUAAUCUAUUAAAAUUUACACAUUUGUUUUUGCGUCUGUCCUCUAGAGAAUUCAUUUGCUAAUAUUUUGAUGCCAAAUUUCUAGAUAUAACCCAACAAAUAACUGAGAUAACAUUUAAUAUUAGUGUAAAAAUUGUAAUCAUUGCUGAACUAAACCUUCCAAAUCCCCUUGUGUUUACAUUUGGGAAUCCACAGAGAGAAGCAAAAUUUUUAUAAAUACACUUUUGUUUUUGCAUCUGUUCUUUAGAGAAGUCAUUCAUGAGCAUUUGGCACCAAAUUUAUAGUUAAAAGCAAACAAAUAGCUGGGGAAACAAUUAUUGUAUUUUUUUUUUUUUUUAUCGUUGAGUGGCCCCGGGAACCCAGAACACACAUGGUCAGGAAUUGCUUGUAGAGGCUGGAUCACCGAAGUGUUAAUAUGCUCAUCAUGCACAGAUAAUCAAGGAAUCUCAAAAGCUGACACAUAACUUUACCAAAACUGAUUUUUCACAUUUAUGGUAAUUGUAAAAGUUUUGAGUAGAUUUAGAAUCUUAACAUUUUAUUUCAACAUUUAAGAUUUCCCUGCUCCUGGUGAAGUUAUGCAGUGGGUUAAGAUACAUCUGCAAUUUGUAUAUGUAUGAACUGGUGACCUUCACCUGUGUGUGUGUGCAUGUGUAUGUAUGCAUAUGUACAAUUUGUUUAAUUAGUUUAUCAUAUGAGGGUGAGUCAAUAAAUAAAGCCAUUUUGAUAUCUACAUUUCUCUGAGAAGAUAGGGGGUCUCUAGAUCGAACUGCAUCCAGUUGUUGCUACACAGUCCCAGAUUGGCUCAUUUGCCCUCUCAUGAUGUCAGGUUCCCAAUGUUUAAAUGAAAUGGGUUUUUUAGGGUUUGUGACAAUCUGAUGGAGGAAGUUCUGGGCUGUGCAGGCAGUGGCUAUGGGACAACUUUUCCAUACAACAUUAUUUUCAUUCUGGUCUCAUAUUAGAACACUAGUUUUUUUUUCAUGUCAUAUGAAUGACAGGAAAAUUGCCUGUUUUAUCAUGGAAGUCCUGGAAGAUAUCAGAGAAUAUUUUUUGCACAUUUCAUAAUUGUAAUUGAUCAUGUAUGAUCCAGUUAUGCAUUACCAUGGAUGAUACUAAUUUCGUAGUGAUACAUUGAUAUCAGCGGAUAAGGUGUUUUACAUGGGCAAUAUCUUGUGGUAGUGUCUUAGUACACUAACUCACGUGGUCUACCUCACCAUACUCUUCUCACCGCCGGUACACAUUUCUUUGAGAAAUGAUACACUAUUCUAUUUACUUAUUGACAUGUAUAUUUCACUCACAUUCCUUGCCUUCACUCUUAAAAAUCAAGGAUAAUUGCUCAUUACUACUUGUACGUUUAUAUUUCCAAUGACGCUGCCAUGUUUUGUUGGUGAAUAUGAUAAGUAUUGCCAACCUGCACCUGUACCUUAUGGCACACUUAGUAUAUUAUACAGGGGUGCGGGGUGCCAACUUGUACUGUUGGAUGUAGACUGGCAUGGAAUGAAGGUGGUAUUAUUUAUUGACUUGUCCCUGUACUGUAGACUCUACCCAAACAUGAUGUGGGAGAUUUCACAUACAUUAAUUAGAAAUAGACUAAUUUUAUGAGCAAUCAAUCAGACAUUACUGCUUGUUGUUCUUGAGCAAAGGAUUUUAUCAUGAUAUUCUUCUAAGCUUGAGUUUAGUUUUUUUAUCUAGAAAAGAUCAGAGCUAUUGAUUUAAGAGCAACUAAGAUAAUUGUUAAGGCAUUUUUAAUUGUUAAAAAUGUUUUGUGAAAGCUAAAAGUUCAAAUUACUAGAAUCCACCCAUUUUUCAUAUAGAGCAGGUCCGGAUUUAGUGGGAAGGCCAUGGGUCUUAUACCGUCUUGCCUCCAUAACUAUUUUUUCCAAAUAUAUUAAAUAAUAUAUCAUAUACAGAUCAAUAUAAUGUACUAGUCAAAUUCCUACUUUUGUCCUCGGUCUGUUUUUCUUAACUAUCCCUGCUGAUCCUCUUGUCUUCAUUGUUUUUGGCUGUUAACCGUAAAUCAUUCCUUGCAUUAGAUUUAAAAUCAUUGUGAAAGUAAAUGAUAACACUUUUUUACUGAUCCAUCUGGGAUGGCCUUGGUAAAACGGUUUCUGGAUCCGGGCCUGCAGUACCGGUGCCCUGUGUUGAUUUUUGGGGAUGAUAGGUUGAAAGGCAAAAUUAGUCUUAUAUUUAAUAGAAUUUGCUUUCCACCUAGCAAUUCCAGUUCUAAUUGAUUGAAUUUACCAAAUAUUGCUAUGCAAAUAUUUAUUAAAUAUAAAGAAUUAUUGUACCAUAAACCAAAUAUCAACAUCAGUUACUGUAAAUUUUUCUGAUGGUAAUUAUUAUCAUUUAAUUGUCACACUACAUUUUUUGCAUAUUUUGAGUGGGUAGAGAAUAUUUAUUUUAGGAAUAAAAUCGAGGGACAUGUUCAUGAUAAUUGUAAAUAAAAUACAUUUACAUGUA